GACUAAACGUUCUCUCACGACGGAAGAGACCGCGGGGGCGCCGGUCGCCAUGGAGACCCCCGACGUGCCAGUGGGCAACCUGAUAGACCUGGACACGGAGCCCCUGGUCGUCAUGGCGGUGGAGUGCGCGCCUUCGCUGGACGUGGACGAGAUCCUGUCACUGGAAGUGAACCCGCCUGAGAACGGCGACCGGGAGGAGGAGAUCGAGAGCGACGCCACCGAGUCGGCCGACAGCGAGAACGACAUGGUGUCGCCGAGCCGCCACAGCUGGAACCACUCCCAGAGGUCCUCCUCCGAGUCCUACUCGUCCAAUCAGAGCACGGAGUCCGCCCAGGACGGGCAGAUGGCGGAGCAGAAGGAGUUCAUCCGGAAUUACGUGGAGAAAAUCUUCACAGGCGGGGAGGACGUGGACCAGGAGGAGAAGGCGAGAUUCGGGGAGCUCUGCAGUUCCGAGAACGGGAAAGGACGAGAAUGGUUCGCCCGCUUUGUCAGUGCUCAGCGCUGCAAUUCGAAGUGCGUCUCGGAGCAGACCUUCUACCGGCUGGUGCAGUCCUUCGCGGUGGUCCUGUUUGAAUGUCACCAGAUGGAUGAUUUUGGUCCUGCCAAGAACCUGAUGACGAUGUGCUUCACGUAUUACUACAUCGGUGAGAGCUCCGCCCCNNNCACCGAGUCGCGGGAGAAGCCGGUCAGCACCGGCAGCAUCGACGCCUACUUCAAGUCCGCCAACAGCUGGCUGGCAGAGAAGAAGGACAACGUGGAGCGGCUGCUGAGGACCACCUCCGUCACCACCGAGAACAUGAAGGGGUUCUUCGGGGGGCUGGAGAGCAAACUCAAGGGGCCGCCCCCCAAGAAAAAUGGCCAAUCGGAAGACUCUCCGAGAGAGAAGCCGUCCAAUGACAUUCCCCUGCAGAGUCCCGAUGACAAGAAGGGGGAGAAGAUUUACCUGUACUCCCAUCUGAAGCAGCAGCCAAUCUGGAACACGCUGAUAGUAGUAGGGAGCAGAGUGACAGAGAGAUCUUCUGCUUCACUUGGCGGUCUCAGAUUGGGGGGAGGGGGAGGGACUGCGGGGGAGGAAGAGGAGAGAGAUAAAUGGUAUCACAUGACGCAGGAGGAGCGAGACGACAGCCUGCAAUUCAACGAGAACAUCACCUUCGGUCAGCUCGGGACGUUCACACACAACAUGUUGGCGUUCGGACUCAGUAAGAAGCUCUGCAGCGACUUUUUAAAGAAGCAAGCCGUAAUCGGGAACCNNNUUGCAGAGAAAUAUAAACAGCUGACGGAUCACAUCGAGCAAAUGGCGGCGGAGUAGCGCAGGGGGAGGAGCCGGCGCCCCCGACACACAUCUCAGUAUUUUACCAAGAGGGAAUGGCUGACGAUCUGCAUGCCGCCGUCCUAUCGCUGCCCUUCUCCGGAGACUGCCAUCUUUGUCUGUGAGGACAGGGGGCAGG
Messenger RNA from Nanorana parkeri, 1448 nucleotides. RefSeq names its product KIAA0513 ortholog. Lineage: Eukaryota; Metazoa; Chordata; Amphibia; Anura; Dicroglossidae. The record is from RefSeq and is a predicted model, not a curated record. The transcript has 12 exons. Bases 50 to 1309 code for a protein of 419 amino acids.